CACCACCUCCUCCUCUCCACUUCGCUCCCGCUCGCGCUCGCGCUCCCGCUCUCCUCGUCGUCGCCAUGGCCGCGCCCGCUCCAUGAGGCCACCAGCUUCCGCCGCGCCGCUCCCCUGCUUCCCUCUCCCCGCGGGUGCUGUUCGCCUCGCCUGAUCCCUCCCCAAUGCUUCUGAGAUGCUGCCUCGUCGUCGUCGCCGCCGCCGCCGCCGCGGUUCUCCUGCUCGUCACCAACGCGUGCGUGGGGGCGGCGCCCGCGCCGACCGCGCGUGGGGGGCGGCGGUGGCUGCUCGAGAGGCAGGACCUCCUCGCGCUCCACGGCCUGCGCGGGGCGCUCGGCGUGCGGGCGGAGUACUGGCCGGUGAAGGGCCACCCCUGCGCCUGGGCUGGCGUCGUCUGCCGCGCCGGGCGCGUCGCGGAGCUCCGGCUAACGGGGCUCCGGAGAACCCGCGCCGGCGCGCAGAGACAGGGGUUCGCCGUCGACCCGCUGCGGGAGCUCACGGCGCUCGAGGUUUUCGACGCGUCGGGGUUCCCGCUCCCUGGUCGGAUCCCGGCGUGGUUCGGGACCGGCCUCCCGCCGUCGCUGGCAGUGCUAGACCUCCACUCCACCUCUGUCAAUGGAGAGCUUCCAGCCGAUCUUGGCAUGUCCGGGAACCUGACGACCCUUAACCUCUCUGGUAAUAGCAUCUCCGGCUCAAUUCCGGCGACAUUGUUCCUCAUUAAGGGGCUCAAAUUUCUCGAUAUUUCUGACAACAAUCUCACCGGCGAGCUACCAAACGUGUCCAUCCUUGCCGGUGAUGGAACCGGAGUUUUUAACGCUUCUGGCAAUUCCUUGUACGGUGCCAUUGGAGAUGUCCUUGGGCCCCUCCUGAAGAGAUUUCGUCAGGUCGAUGUGUCAAGAAAUUACUUCAGUGAGGUAGUUGGAACUGGAUAUGGGAACAGCUCCGAUGGAGCAGUGCACAUAAAUAUGAAUUGCUUCUCCGGAUCAAGCCAGCGAAGCCAGGGGGAUUGUGAGGCGUUCUACAAGAGGAAUAGGGCUUCAUUGCCAGAGCCACCAAAUGCAUCGCCAUCACCAAGCAAGAAAGGGGUGAAGUGGAAGCAUGUACUUGCUGGAGUCCUGGCAGGCUCGGCAAUUUUGGUGGUAUUUUUACUUGUAGCACUAGUGUUUUGCCUGAUGAGGAGGGGGAGACGGCAACCGAGAGGAAGAGGGUUGGAGCAGAAUGAAGAAGGGAUUCGUUCAGGUCGCAGGAGUAGCAGCGUUAAUCCUGUGAUGCUUUCAUCUAUGGCGGCAUCCCCGGCAGCAAAUGGUACUGUGAAAGGUCUGCCUACCAUUGUGGAUGACUUCACCUAUGAGCAAUUGCACUAUGUUACUGGGGGUUUUGGGGAUGACAAUCUUGUCAAGCAUGGGCAUUCUGGGGACAUUUACCAUGGUGCACUGGAAAGUGGUUUCAAUGUUGUCGUCAAAAAGGUUGAUCGGAAGAGCAGUAAUAAGACCUUGGGGGAAUUGGGCUUCCUUGCAAAGAAUUCCCAUGGGAGGAUUGUUCCAUUGCUGGGGCAUUUGGCUGUGGAUGAUGAGGAAUUGCUGGUAUACAAAUACAUGGCAAAGGGAGACUUGACUACUGCAUUACACAAGAAACCAGUCGAUUCUGAGGAGGGGUUGCAGUCUUUGGAUUGGAUAACAAGGCUGAAGAUAGCCAUCGGUGUUGCAGAGGCUUUGUGCUUCCUGCAUGACGAGUGUAGUCCACCAUUGGUUCACAGAGAUAUCCAAGCCAGCAGUGUGCUUCUUGAUGACAAAUUUGAAGUGUGCCUUGGAAGUUUGAGUGAUGUAUGCACUCAACAAAGUGAGGGAAGCAGGAGUUUCUUCUCUAGGAUGUUGAGAUCAUCAAAGUCUCUUGACAAGAACACAUCAGGUCCGCCAGCCAGCUGCUCGUAUGAUGUAUACUGCUUUGGAAAGGUGCUGCUUGAGCUAAUCACCGGGAAUUUUGGCGUGAGUGGCUCAAAUGACACUGGUUCAGAGGAGUGGUUGGCAAGAACAUUAGAUUUCAUCGAUGCCCAUGAGAAGGAGGGUCUUUCAAAUAUUGUAGAUCCCUCACUUGUAGUAGAUGAGGACCACCUAGAAGAGGUAUGGGCAGUUUCCAUUGUUGCAAAGACAUGCCUGAAUCCAAAGCCCUCCAGACGUCCGCUGGCUCGGUACAUCCUGAAAGCUUUGGAGAACCCACUACGGGUGGUGAGGGAAGAAUUAGAAUUGAACUCAUCACGGCUCAGGAGUACCUCAUCUCGAAGCUCAUGGCAGUUCGCCUUCCAUGGGCAAUCGUACAGAAGCUCGGAGCUCAGGCCAACAUUAGGGCAAUCACUUGCUCGGAAGCAGUCAGUGAAGUCACAAGGAAGUGACGAGGAGGAGGAGGAGGAGGAUUCGUUCUCCUUCAAGAGGGCUUCACGGGAGAUUCUCCCUGACCCAUCGGUAGAGUUGGAAGAGAAUGCUGUUGUGUAGGAUCACCACAGAUUUAGCAAUACUUUACAUGCUCUCAGAUCUCAUCUCACUUGUGUAUAAUUCAUCCUCUGAUGCGCAUCUCCUGAUGCCUCUAGGUGAAAGAAAAAAAACUGUGCAUAUAGGAGGUAGGCUCUUCUUUCUCUUUUCCUUUUUCAUUUCAGUGCUGUGUAAUCUGUAUCUGAGAUUCUGAGAGAAUAAGUGGCACAAUGGUGCGCGGUGCUCGAAAUGCAAGUGGCCACGAUUUCGUCA
Oryza brachyantha (malo sina) is the source of this 2738-nucleotide messenger RNA. Its product is annotated as probable LRR receptor-like serine/threonine-protein kinase At2g16250. The record is from RefSeq and is a predicted model, not a curated record. Bases 165 to 2489 code for a protein of 774 amino acids. Lineage: Eukaryota; Viridiplantae; Streptophyta; Magnoliopsida; Poales; Poaceae. Gene Ontology annotation, molecular function: receptor serine/threonine kinase binding; protein kinase activity; ATP binding. Gene Ontology annotation, biological process: protein phosphorylation. The transcript is spliced from 4 exons.